Messenger RNA from Rhopalosiphum maidis (corn leaf aphid), 996 nucleotides. RefSeq lists its product as uncharacterized. The record is from RefSeq and is a predicted model, not a curated record. Gene Ontology annotation, molecular function: hormone activity. The coding region runs from base 159 to 791 and encodes 210 amino acids. The transcript has 5 exons. Gene Ontology annotation, cellular component: extracellular region. NCBI's taxonomy places the organism in Eukaryota, Metazoa, Arthropoda, Insecta, Hemiptera, Aphididae.
CGGAAAGCCGACAACGCCGGUCAUGUGCAGCAGUCAGUCAGUUAGUUAAUGGCUCAAGACCGGAGUACAUCUACUCAGAUCGACCGCGUUGUCCGAUACCUCGGCAAUUCUAGAUCUCGGCUAGAAUAAUUACCCACGAAUUACAGGUGUGAUUUGCAAUGAACUCAGCUGUGGUAUUGGUAAUAGUUAUGUUGCUGGCCAGCCACGUUAGCAGCUCACCAAUCAUAAAUUUUUCGUGGGACACGCCGAGGCAUUUUUGUGGAUCACAACUCGCCAACGUAUUGGCGUUGAUCUGCAGCAAUGGAUACAAUUUCCAUCCGGCGAGUGAUGAUGUUACAGUCCCAAGCCGUCGUCGAAAAAGAGUAAUAGUCGAAGAGUGCUGCGAGAACACUUGCACUCCAAAACACUUAAAAUCCUACUGCUGGGAAAAUCGAAGGUCUGAUACUCGGAGUGUUUUGGAACCGUCCGCGUCUGUAGAGAAACCCUUGGUAGACAAAAACGUGAAACCCCAGAAAGACCCCACGAGUAACACACUGUCCCAAAGCCAAAGCAACAGUCUGCUGCAGACUGAGCACACGACUGCCAAAACGAAAUCUAAUAGUAUUAUACCCAAUUCUAGAGAGCUCGGUAGGCAAAACAACAUUAAGACUAUUAAAUACAACACGGUCUCGUACGUCCCAAAGAAAGAAGCGGUGAUCGUCCAGGACCCGGUGCCAGGACGAGUGAAAACUGUAACACCAUAUUUUGACAAAAUGCCAUCGGUCAUCGUUACUAAAACCACGCAACACUGAAACUCGGGAAUAACACUGCGGCGCCUGCAGCUCGUCUUUCAUUUUGACCUUCCAUCGUCAACACUCAUCGAAAUCUCUAUCACUGUUUGGUUCUACACUAUACGUAUACAAUAUGUCGUGUAUAACGUUUCAUGUACAGUUUUAUUUUUCUUUGUAACAAAGCGCCGCGAAAAACCGAAGAAUUAAAAACAAAAUAUUGACUAAA